Molecule: messenger RNA, 2921 nt
Organism: Momordica charantia (bitter melon)
Lineage: Eukaryota; Viridiplantae; Streptophyta; Magnoliopsida; Cucurbitales; Cucurbitaceae
Gene: PYD2
Product: pyrimidine 2
Biological process (GO): pyrimidine nucleobase catabolic process
Cellular component (GO): cytosol; cytoplasm
Molecular function (GO): dihydropyrimidinase activity
Source: RefSeq, a predicted model, not a curated record
AAUUUUAGAAUUGGAUACUCCCGGGAAGAGUCUGUGGCUCUCAUCAGGAAGUACUAACUCACUCCAAUUGGCUGCCAGAGUUCGAUUAUGCUUUAUUCGGUGCUCGAGCUUUGAAAUUCAUGGAGCCGAUCUGCCAGCGAACUUGGUUCUUCUUUCUAAUUGUUGUCCUGUCUUCAACACGUUCGUUAUCAGAAUCCGAUCAGUUCUGUAACGCUGGGAUUGGAUUUGAUAAGUCAACCUGUGGUACUGGAUCAUCGUCGAAGCUACUGAUAAAGGGCGGGACUGUAGUGAAUGCUCAUCAGCAGGAGGUUGCCGAUGUUUAUGUAGAGGAUGGAAUUAUUAUUGCUGUGAAGCCUAAUAUCAAGGUCGGGGAUGAUGUUGCGGUCCUAGAUGCCACUGGAAAAUAUGUCAUGCCAGGAGGAAUUGAUCCGCACACACAUCUUGCUUUUGAGUUUAUGGGUUCUGAGACGGUUGAUGACUUCUUCAGUGGUCAGGCUGCAGCAUUAGCUGGUGGAACGACCAUGCACAUUGACUUUGUUAUACCAGUGAAUGGAAGUCUAUCAGCAGGGUUCGAAUCGUACAGGAAAAAGGCAAAGAAGUCUUGCAUGGAUUAUGGUUUUCAUAUGGCAAUCACAAAAUGGGAUGAAGUCGUUUCACAGGAAAUGGAAAUCAUGGUGAAGGAGAAAGGGAUAAACUCUUUUAAGUUCUUCCUAGCAUACAAGGGAGCUUUAAUGAUCAGUGAUGAACUCUUGUUACAAGGAUUCAAGAAGUGCAAAUCUCUUGGUGCCUUGGCCAUGGUACAUGCUGAAAAUGGUGAUGCUGUAUACGAAGGACAGGAGAGAAUGAUUGAACUUGGUAUAACUGGUCCAGAGGGACAUGCUCUCUCACGGCCUGCUGUGUUAGAAGGAGAGGCAACUUCCCGAGCAAUACGUCUGGCUGGUUUUGUGAACACUCCUCUAUAUGUGGUUCAUGUUAUGAGCAUUGAUGCAAUGGAAGAAAUAGCCAAAGCUCGGAAAGCAGGGCAGAGGGUUAUUGGAGAGCCAGUUGUGUCUGGUUUAGUUCUCGAUGAUUCUGGGCUUUGGGAUCCUGACUUCGUCACUGCGGCAAAGUAUGUCAUGAGUCCUCCUAUUAGACCAUUGGGGCAUGAUAAGGCCCUUCAGGCAGCCCUUUCAACAGGAGUUCUGCAGCUUGUGGGAACUGAUCACUGUAGCUUUAAUUCUACACAGAAGGCCAUGGGGAUUGAUGACUUCCGAAAAAUUCCCAAUGGCGUCAAUGGCAUUGAGGAAAGAAUGCAUUUGGUAUGGAAUACAGUGGUGGAGUCUGGCCAAAUAUCUGUCAGUGAUUAUGUUCGGAUUACAAGCACUGAAUGUGCUAGGAUUUUCAAUAUAUAUCCAAAGAAAGGAGCGAUCCUUGCUGGGUCUGAUGCAGACAUAAUUAUACUCAAUCCAAAUGCAAGUUUUGAAAUAUCUGCAAAGUCUCAUCACUCUAGAUCUGACACAAAUGUCUACGACGGGAAGAGAGGGAAGGGAAAGGUCGAAGUGACAAUUUCCGGAGGAAGAAUUGUCUGGGAAAAUGAUGAACUAAAAGUUGUUCCAGGUGCUGGAAAGUACAUAGAGAUGCCAGCUUUUAAUUAUCUGUUUGAAGGACUAGGCAGGGCAGAUGCUCAAUACCUGUCCUCGAUCCGUGCUCCGGUGAAACGUUUUCAGUUCACAGCAUCAACAGCAUGAAAUGACUAAGAAUUCGAGGAGCGGCUUGGUUUUUUGAUGCAUAUCAAGGCCUGAUACAACAAUUGAUGUAGGUCAGAAUCUUCUUCUUCUUCGGCUGGAUAAGAGAGAAAUAAAAGAGCAAGUAUUUAAUGUACGAUAUUUAUAUAAAUGCAAUUUUCAAAAACUAUGAUGGAAUCACUCACAGUUUCUUAUUCUGUAUUGUAAGAUUUUUAUUACGAUGAGUUUUUAGGUAAGUAUAGAAUUCACAUUGAAAUGAUCGUGGAUACCCUGCUGUUAUAAAUUCUAUUACAGUUAUGAAAUAUCCUUGUGUUCAUUGUAUGAUGUAAGAAGACAACAGUCAGUAAUCAUAGUCUUAAAUUUUAGACAAUUGUAUUACUUCAAAAUUCUAGCUGUGGCUAAACUUGGAAAAAGUAAUUGCAUACAAGGUUAUAAACGAAGCUGUCACCAUCAUGGAUAGAUAAAUCAGUUUCUAAUCUUAUUACUUCAAAGUUGAUUUGUUCAGGUAUUCCUCAGCCUCAGAAUCCAACAGGUACUAUGUUCUACACAAGCUUUCUUUAGCUACUGUAUUCAAACAUCUCUCUCUCUCUCUUUUUUUUUGGUUCAAUUUGGAUUUGAUUUGUUUAGUUAGAGAUUUUGAUUAGGCAGUUGGAGAUCUGAUUCUGAGACUAAAGUAAUGCUGAUGAAAGUACUUACUGCAAUAGAGUCAUCUGCUGCUGCUUGAUGAUGAUGUUGGUGGUGGUGAUGGCGGCGGUGUUGGUUUUGAUGUUCAUGGCGGUGGCGGUGUUGGUGGCGAUGUUUUUGUUGAUGACCUGCAGCCGCCAUUAACUCCCUUUCGUUCCCUAGGCUGCUUCUUUUGAACUCAGUUAAGUCAGUCUUCUGCUGUUUCCUGUUGGCACGAGCUUGAGUAAACACCACAGAAUAAUUGCUUGCUCCUGGGGCAUUGUGAUCCCACCCCCCAAAUUCUGGAACUGAUCUCCACCCGUUCUGUAUAUGCACCAACAUGUUAAGCUAUCGAGAAAUUAUUCAAUAUGACUAGUAGUUUCAUACAGUUAGAUAUAAGAAAAAAAAACUAAAUCUAUAUGGCGAUCAUCAUGUAUCGAGAUGGGAGAGUCAUGUUAUGACAAUCCCAGUGAGUAAAACUCUUGAAGUAACAAUCUUUAGUUGCAUUCAAAUAGAUUCAUUAUUUAUUUUCUU